Molecule: messenger RNA, 983 nt
Organism: Musca domestica (house fly)
Lineage: Eukaryota; Metazoa; Arthropoda; Insecta; Diptera; Muscidae
Exons: 1
Source: RefSeq, a predicted model, not a curated record
GAUCCAGUUUAAAACCUGGUCCAGAAAUAAGUAUAUUCUCAUCGGGUUCCUCAUCCAAUCCCACGCUCAAUACACACGCUUAUAUCAAUCACAAUGGUAAUGGGGCCAAACCGGGUACCUCAUCGUCGAACGGUUACCAAACCAACGGCUAUCAGACUAAGAAUAACAACAAUAACAAUUAUAAUAGCGAUUAUGGUAGUUCUAAUGGCGGUGGCCUUGGCAAUGGGGCACCGACGGGCAACGGUCAUCAGAAUGGCAACAACGGCGCCAGCGGUCCGGCUCUCAUCGAUCCGCACUAUGUUUUCGGUGCGCCCCAGUCGGUGCCCAUACUGCCAAAUCUGCCGAUAUUUCCUUAUAACUCACCCACUGUUGCACCGGCAUUUCAACAAUUUCCUCAACCCAAUCAUCCAGGUAGCGUACUUAACCCCGGCCGUGGCCAAAAUGGCAUGCAGCCGCUGAAUCCCUACAACUCGCCGUUCGUGUUCGGACAACAGCCGUUCUAUAAUGCACCCGGUGGCACUGGUGGACCACCCGGCGGCAGCAGUGGCAUUUUGGGCGGAAGCGGUGGUGGCUUGGCCCCAUACCCUGGUGGUUAUCCCAGUCCCAAUAGUUAUAACAAACCUCCGCCACAAUAUCAAAAUCAGAAUCCCUACAAUCGUCAGACCCAGUCGCAUGCCCACAGCGGUUGCCUCGGCUGGUAGCUCAUCCGGAAUUUGGAAACUAACACUGGUCUACAGCAUUGUGGCAAUGAUUGUGGGAAAAAUGUUGCACGCCAGCACGUAAUAUUAUUAAAAAAAAACGAGUUCUAAUGAUUUUUGUUUUAUUUGCAUUUGCAUUUGUUUUUGGAUUUUGAUUUAACGAUUAUGGAAAAAUGAACAGCAACAACAACAACAACAACUACUAACACAAGCAAUUACAAAUUAUCACAAUUUUCCGUUUCUUUUUAAAGAAGAGAAAAAAAGACAAAGAUUUAUGUUUUUUGU